AUGGAGUAUAAGGUCGUAACGCAUCAAUCUCACCCUCUGCAAUUCACACCCCACCACCGUCAACUACCUCCGUCUUCCAUCUACAUUGUCUUAACCGUUAGCGUCAGCUACAUCUCCGCCGCCUCCGCCGACCCUUUCUUCUCGCAACGAACCCUCUGUUUCCGUCUGAACCUUCUGCAAAGCCCCCGCCGCCUUAAUCAGGUUCUUGCUCCGGAGCUCGCAGAGCUCAGGGUCGACACUUCCUCCGCUGAGUACGACGGUGUCCUCCAAGAUAUUAUCCAAUGCGGGCUUCUAACAGUGCGUGGAAUGUUGGACCAGGGAUAUUACUGCCAAGCCUUGCAAUUACAUUCCGAUAUGCUUGUGGCAAUGGAACCCAUGACCGACCAGGAGACCUUGAUGACCAGAGCUUUGGCGGAAUCGAGGAUGGAAUUCGAAAACAGUAACUAUGGGAUGGUAGGAGCGUCGGAGUCAUCUGUUAAAAAGAUGGUAAAAAAGGUCAAAGUAGAAGAUGGAGAGGGAGGAGAUUGCAUGGUUUGCUUAGAGGAACUCAGAUUUGGUUUCGAAGCAUCCCGGAUGCCAUGUUCUCAUCUCUUUCAUGGCGGCUGCAUCGAAAGAUGGUUGAAGCAGAGUCAUUACUGCCCUAUUUGUCGGUUUGAGAUGCCCACCAAUUAG
Hibiscus syriacus is the source of this 672-nucleotide messenger RNA. Its product is annotated as E3 ubiquitin-protein ligase RNF126-like. The record is from RefSeq and is a predicted model, not a curated record. Bases 1 to 672 code for a protein of 223 amino acids. The transcript has a single exon. Gene Ontology annotation, cellular component: cytoplasm. Gene Ontology annotation, biological process: protein ubiquitination. NCBI's taxonomy places the organism in Eukaryota, Viridiplantae, Streptophyta, Magnoliopsida, Malvales, Malvaceae. Gene Ontology annotation, molecular function: ubiquitin protein ligase activity.